AUGAAGACAGCACUCAUCCUCGCACUCGCUGCUGGCUCCCUCAGCGCUCCAACACCCACCAUCAAAUCUCGCCAGUUCAACCUCGGCGAUCUCAUAGCACCAGGCUCAGGAGGCCUCCUCGGCGACGGUCCUGGCAGCGGCUCCGACCUAGGCGACCUCUUCGGCGGCUCGUCCGGCUCGUCAUCCUCUUCUAGCCCUACCCCCUCAUCAACUGCCGGCGGCUCCGAUGACGGGUUCGACCUAUCUGACUGGUUCCCCGGCUCCUCUUCAGCCUUUAAGAAGCUUCCCCGUGAUGGAGGCCUCGGCGGACUGGGAAAGCUACCCGGGACAGGCUCAUCUAGCGGUUCUGACAGCGGUUCCGAUAGCGGGUUCAACCUAGGCGACCUCUUCGGUGGUGCGUCCGGUUCAUCCUCCGGCUCUGCCCCGUCGCCGAGCUCCACUGGCGCCUCUAGCGGCGGUUCUGACUCGUCUGAUUCCUCGUCCGGUAGCAGCGGCCUCGGCGGUCUCAGCGGGCUCAGCGGGCUCAUGGGAGGUGGCUCCGACAGUUCUGAUUCCUCUGAUUCCUCCGGUUCCUCCGACUCCUCUGACUCUUCCGACUCGUCCAGCUCGUCUGGCUCUGGAUCCUCCGACUCCUCAUCCGGUAGCGGUGGACUAGGUAGCCUCCUUGGAGGCUCCUCCACGUCGAACGACGUCUCCGACAACAACGGCUGCAAAAAGGUGACCUUCAUCUUCGCCCGCGGCACCACCGAGAUUGGCAACAUGGGCAGCGUUGUCGGCCCCAAGGUCGGCGAGGAGCUGAACUCGCUCACCAACAACGGAUGCGCCGUUCAGGGUGUUGACUACCCUGCUGAUGCCGCUGGAAACGCAAACAUGGGCGCCUCCGGUGGCCCCAAAAUGGCUGAGCUCGUGCAGACGGCACUCAAGCAGUGCCCAGACACCAAGGUCGUUCUAGGCGGCUACUCACAGGGCGCAAUGGUCGUGCACAAUGCGGACAAGAAGUUGGAGUCUGGCCAGGUCGUUGGUGCUGUGACCUUCGGUGACCCCUUCAAGGCGCAGAAGCCCAGCAACAUCGAGCAGUUCAAGACCUUCUGUGCUAGCGGCGACCCUGUUUGCCUUGAUGGCGGAAAUGUCAUGGCUCAUCUGAGCUAUGGUGGCAAUGCGAAGGAGGCCGCGCAGUUCCUUGCCAAAGCUGCUGGGGUCUAA
Molecule: messenger RNA, 1203 nt
Organism: Aspergillus puulaauensis
Lineage: Eukaryota; Fungi; Ascomycota; Eurotiomycetes; Eurotiales; Aspergillaceae
Exons: 5
Coding region: 1-1203 (400 amino acids)
Biological process (GO): carbohydrate catabolic process
Cellular component (GO): extracellular region
Molecular function (GO): cutinase activity
Source: RefSeq, a predicted model, not a curated record